Messenger RNA from Colletotrichum abscissum, 831 nucleotides. Its product is annotated as enoyl-CoA hydratase/isomerase. Lineage: Eukaryota; Fungi; Ascomycota; Sordariomycetes; Glomerellales; Glomerellaceae. The transcript has a single exon. The coding region runs from base 1 to 831 and encodes 276 amino acids. Gene Ontology annotation, molecular function: delta(3)-delta(2)-enoyl-CoA isomerase activity. The record is from RefSeq and is a predicted model, not a curated record. Gene Ontology annotation, biological process: fatty acid beta-oxidation. Gene Ontology annotation, cellular component: peroxisome.
AUGGCCUCCCAAACCCCCCUCUUCACAAUCCCCAUCCCCAAACUCGACUCCCACCAAGGCGGCGCCAUAGUCUGCACAACCCCAGCACCCCAAGUCUACCUCCUAACCUGGUCCUCGCCCCCCGACAACCGCCUCACAACCCCCUUCUGCAAAGCCCUCCUCGCCGCCCUCGACAUCAUCGAGUUCGCCCACCCGCCCGGCGUCCUCGUCACGACCUCCGCCAUCGCGAAAUUCUACUCCAACGGCCUCGACCUCGAACACGCCUUCGCGACCCCGCGCUUCUUCCCCGACACCCUGUACGCCCUCUUCAAACGCCUGCUGACCUACCCGAUGCCCACCGUCGCCCUCAUACCCGGCCACGCCUUCGCGGGCGGCUUCAUGACGGCCAUGCACCACGACUACCGCGUCAUGAACCCGCAAAAGGGCUUCCUCUGCAUGAACGAGCUCGAGUUCGGCGCGCCGUUGAAGCCCCCCAUGUCCGCCAUCUUCCGUAUCAAAUGCGCAUCCCCCAAGAUCUACCAGGACAUCGUCCUCGAGGCGAAGCGCUUUCCCGGCCCCGCGGCCCUCGAGGCCGGCCUCGUCGAUGCGCUCGGCGGGCUGGACGAGGCGCUGAAGCUGAUUGCGGAGCGGAAGUUGACGGAGAGGGGCAAGAGCGGGGUGUAUGCCGUGCUCAAGAUGGAGAUGUGGAAGGAGAGCGCGUACGUGCUCAGCAAAGAGAACUAUGAGAGCGAGGAGAAGAUCUGGGAUCAGAGGGAGGAGCUGGAGAAGGAGAGAGUUGCGGCGGGGAAGAGGUUUGUGCAGGAGUGGAAGGCUGGCAAGGCCAAGUUGUAG